Acromyrmex echinatior (Panamanian leafcutter ant) is the source of this 1045-nucleotide messenger RNA. It is a transcript of the gene Ccdc58, whose product is annotated as Coiled-coil domain-containing 58. Lineage: Eukaryota; Metazoa; Arthropoda; Insecta; Hymenoptera; Formicidae. The record is from RefSeq and is a predicted model, not a curated record. Gene Ontology annotation, cellular component: mitochondrial intermembrane space; mitochondrion.
AUUUAUAUGAUACAAAAGAAUUAUGCUGUGCUACAAAGAAAGAUUACUUAAAAAUUAAUGAUACGUAGAAUCUCAAUGUUAUUGUCAAAGUUACGUCUUUUUCUAGACGUAUUUGUAUAUGGGCAACUUUAAUGAGAGGAUACGUUAAAAAAGAUGCGACAAAUAGAUGAUAAAAUAAUUUACAUGCUGAACACUACAAUUCCUACUGAAUCCUUCAAAGGUCAAGUGGAUCCUACCACGCAGUGUAAAGACUUGUUCCAGCAAAUAGAAUCUGAGCACAAACAGAGGACACAAGCGAUUACAAGAUGCGUGGACAUUACUAAGCAAAGAGUAAUGCAGUUAAAAAAUUUGAGAGAGAAUGGUGAUGAAAAUCCGACGUUAAUAAAAAAUUUGAGAAAUGAACAGACCAAAUUAAGACUGUUAUGGUCUGAGCUUAAUAUAGAGGAAGUUAUAAAAAAACGUACAAUACAAGUGUAUUACGAGAGGUGCCGUGGAUUCUACAAACCAUUACACGUAGACACAUAGAAUUUCCGAAUAAUCUGAAGAUUGACACAUGAUUAUUUGAAUGCUAUUAUUGAAUUGUUACAAUAUAAUUAUAUAUAUAGUAAUUUUGUAAACUGACUGAAGUUCGUCUCUUAAAUCAUUGUUAUUUUGUGAUGAUGUACAAUAUAUAUUGAUUCUCUUGUAAGAAUUUAUUGUAAUUGUUCAUUAUAUACAAGGAUAAUUACACAGAUUACAGAUUAUAUAUUUAAAUAUUAUAGCAAUCAGAAUGCUUACUAAAUUUAAUGAGAAUCGGACAUUUCAUUACAUACAUAUAUCAACGAUCUAAAUGUAAAUAAAAUACAUAAUUUUACAAUAGAUACUUGUACAUACAUAGAAUGUAUUUUAUUACCGCUUUGUUACUACGAAAGAUUUGGAAGAACAGCCUUAUAUAUUACAAAUACAAAUUAUUAGAACGAUCAAAAAUUAAAUGUUUGUUAUAUAAUAUCUUUAUUAUUGUUAAAAAAUAUCAUGUGGAAAUCUCAUUUUUAAAUAAUAACUAAUC